AUGAGCAUUCCUAAAUUUGUUUUUUAAAAAUAAGUACGAUCUUGCACAUUGAUUUCUUCAAAUUUUAACCCUUUGUGUUUAUUACUAAACUAAAAAACAAAAUUUUCAGAUAUAAUGAAAUUGAUCUAAAUUGCUUGGACAAGAAAAGUUAAAUUCAUAAGACUCUUCAAUACUGAUGGAUAAGAAGUAGAGGAAAGUGAUCUGAUAAACAUUACAAAAGGUACUACACUAUUUGUAGAACUGUGUAACAAAGAUAGUAAGCCAAAUAUUAUCUAAUAACAAUAUGAUAUCAUCAAAAAAAUUGGAGAAGGAGGUCAAGGUAUAGUUUUGCUUGGAAGGCAUAAAAUAACAAAGGAAUUAGUAGCUUUGAAAAAAAUUAGUUAGUAAACAUGGUCAGGUUAGGAAAUAGAUGGAGUUUCACAAGAAUAAUUAAUUUUGAAAGAAUUGGAUCAUAAAAACAUAGUUAAAUUGUAUGAAAACUAUUCAACAAGUUAAGCAACACAAAAUCAAAGAGAAAUUACAAUGGUUAUGGAAUAUUUGAAUGGUGGAUCACUCUUAAAUUAAGCUAAUUGUAUAUACUAUGUUUUAUAUUUAAUUAUAGCCAAAUUAACUGAAGGAGAUGCUAGACUAUAUUCGAAAUAGAUAGUUGAUGCAAUUGCCUAUUGUCAUGAAAAACAUAUUGUACAUUGUGAUCUUAAAUUAGAAAAUAUCAUGCUUACUUCUACGUCUUCUAAAGAAGUAGUUUUUAUUAAUUAAAAAUUAGAUUAAAAUUAUUGACUUCGGAGUUUCUACUUAUGCUGGACAAUAAAAAUAAAUUGAUAGUGUUGUAGGUACAUUAUCUUAUCUUGCCCCAGAAGUUCUGUCCUCUUCAUACAAAUUUGUAUAACCUUCUUAAGAUGUCUGGGCAGUUGGAUGUAUAAUAUAUGGAUUAGUAUUUGGAAGACUCCCUUUUGAUGGAAAUAAUCCUUCUGAAACAUAUAGAAAUAUAAUUUAAUGUAAUUACAGUAUUCCAAAAAAAACUGUCUCAAAGGAUUUAAUUAAUCUUUUAAGUCAGAUUUUUGUUUAUCAUCCAAAAGAAAGGGCUAAUAUCUUUGACAUUUAAACUCAUUCAUGGUUUAAAGAAUAGACAAAAUUAUUUAAAUUAACUUUAACUGGAAUAGGUUUUGGGAAUGGUAGAUCAUCAAGUGUUACUAAAUUAAAUUCUUAUAGAUAAUCAUAAGAUGAAGAUUAAAUAUUACUUAUUAGUAAAAGAAAGAUUAUCUAUAGUAGAAGAUCUGUUACUAGACUUGACAAGAUAUCAUUUGUCAAUAAAAUCAGAUCAUAAUGA
Molecule: messenger RNA, 1327 nt
Organism: Paramecium pentaurelia
Lineage: Eukaryota; Ciliophora; Oligohymenophorea; Peniculida; Parameciidae
Source: the annotation of a GenBank genome assembly